UUAGUUUGCUUUGAACAUUCGAUCAGAACGAACGCCGCGGAAUGCCAAACGUCGCUGUAAUCGGUGCUGGUGUCAAUGGUGUGGCCAGUGCCAUAAAGAUCUUGGAGCACUACCAGAGGGAAGGUAAUCCAGGUUUUCCUGAAACCCGGGUAACAAUUAUCUCGGAGCAGUACUCGCCAAACACCACAGGAGAUGGCUCGGCGGGCCUCUGGGGUCCCUAUCUGCUGGGCGGCACAGAACAAUCGAAAGUCUUAAAAUGGUCGAAGAGUAUGCAUACAUUUCUUGAGCAGAUCUGGCUAAGCGAGGAUGCCGGCGAGGCAGGUGUGUGUCUUCUGCCCUGCAUCCGUCUGAGCACUUCCACAGUGAAUACCGUGGAGGAUUUCUGGCGUGACAUUGUCUACGGAGCUGUGGAUCUCACAGCAGAACAGCUGGCAGUCUACAAUCAAGGAAGAUCGGUGAAGUUUACUUCUGGUUUAUCCUUUGUCACAUACACCUCAGAGCCCAUCAAACUGCUGCCGUAUCUCAUGAAGCGUUUCGCUCGUAAUGGAGGUGUUGUUGUGCAGCAAAAGGUCACAGAUCUGGAGAGAUUUAUCACUAAAUCCCCCUACGAUGUGAUUGUCAAUUGUUCGGGUCUCGGCUCCCGCGAACUGCUGAACGAUGAUCAGAUGUAUGCGGUGCGUGGUCAAGUCUCUCGAGUAAAGGCCAAUUGGAUGUUCACGGCCAUACUGGAUGAGAGCGAUGAUGGCUACUACAUAAUACCCAACACCGAGAGUGUUGUGCUGGGCGGCACCCACCAGGAGCGUGACUACAACAUAAAUGUCUGCGAGGAGGACAAGCGGCUCAUUGUGGAUGGCUGUCAGCGGUUUGUGCCGGGCCUGUGCCACACCAAGACUCUGUUCGAUUGGGUUGGCCUGCGGCCAGGACGUGGCAAACUCCGCCUGGAGGCCGAGCGUCGUGGCCAGAAGCUGCUCAUCCACAAUUAUGGACACGGCGGCAGUGGGGUAACCCUGUGCUGGGGCUGUGCCGAUGAUGUACUCGAUCUCCUGCUGGCUGCCAAGAACAUUUCAAAGCUUUGAGUUGUUGAUAAAUAUAUACUCCUCUCAGAAAGGUGUAAACAAUCA
This is a messenger RNA of Drosophila guanche, 1121 nucleotides long. RefSeq names its product D-aspartate oxidase (gene Daao2). The record is from RefSeq and is a predicted model, not a curated record. The transcript is spliced from 4 exons. Gene Ontology annotation, molecular function: FAD binding; D-amino-acid oxidase activity. Lineage: Eukaryota; Metazoa; Arthropoda; Insecta; Diptera; Drosophilidae. The coding region runs from base 42 to 1076 and encodes 344 amino acids.